This is a messenger RNA of Candidozyma auris, 1827 nucleotides long. RefSeq lists its product as uncharacterized. The transcript has a single exon. Gene Ontology annotation, cellular component: P-body. The coding region runs from base 1 to 1827 and encodes 608 amino acids. Gene Ontology annotation, biological process: regulation of mRNA stability; nuclear-transcribed mRNA poly(A) tail shortening. The record is from RefSeq and is a predicted model, not a curated record. NCBI's taxonomy places the organism in Eukaryota, Fungi, Ascomycota, Pichiomycetes, Serinales, Metschnikowiaceae. Gene Ontology annotation, molecular function: translation repressor activity; mRNA binding; protein binding.
AUGGACAAAGAGCUCUUCUCCAAGAACCACGAGUUCUUGCCCUCCUACUCAGAUAGACCCAUUGUGCUUUCGCCGCCUCCAGUGGAACACCAUGGCAAUGGCUCAGUCAAACUAGAACAAGAUAGUUCAGCUCAAAGUCUGCUGCAGCCACAGCUCCCCAAGGAUUACCUUGCUCAAAGACAGCAGCUGGUCGGUUAUAAUCUUCAGCAAGAAUUUGAGGCGUUGAAGGCAGACUUGGACUUGGACUUGAGCAUGUCAAACACCGUCGAGGAGAACGAAGGCACUCCUACUGCCUCGGGCGGUGCUGGCUCCAGCAAUGAAAGUGGCAACGGCACAGGUGCCGCAGGGACACCUUCUUCAUUGGGGGGUCGUUUUUUGUCGCCUAAUUUCUCCCAUGGGUUGGGGUCCUCUUUACUGGAGAAUUUCACCAACUUGAGUUCUUCCAACGUUCCGAUGGGCCACUUGGGCAACAGCAUGGCUCCAGGCGCAGGCGCGGGCGCAGGCUCUCAUCAUCUCCUGGGUCUUUUGAGUUCAAAGUCGCUGUCGUUUUUACCCCCCUCGUUGCUGGUGCCGUCGAGGCCACAGUCGGUCAAUGACUUUUCCAACUUGCUAGGAAGGAAUCAGAACAUCAACGCCGCAUCAGGUUUAUCUCGCCUCCAGGCUAGUGGUCUGUCUUUUUACAAUGACUUGAUAAGAUUUACUUCCUGGAUGGAAAAUUUGGACCCCCAGGACAUUGUCGCCAUGCUUGAUCACUGGUGCAACAAUUUACCAUUUGACAUCUUGCUCACGAUGAAGUCUCGUCUUGAGACUCACUUAAACCACAUGCCUGAUCAAGGCCAUACUCUGAUGCCUUCCAAAAUGAAUUAUGGCUAUGAAGAUUUGGUCACCAACAUGGAGAAUACCUCUUUGGACUCUUACCCAAGGCAUCAGGCCACACAACAAAACGGACUCGCUCAACCGAAGCCCAAGAACAAUGAUGCAUUUAGGAACCAUCUUUUCCAGGAGUCUAAAUUCCCAAGACCAAGACUGGCCGAUCCAAGCUUAAACAAUCGUUUCCAAGGGUCUAAUGCUCACAUGGCCUCAGCCAACAACCAGGCUUCUGGUCAGUCGAACAACUCCUCUUAUCAACUUGGGAAUCCGUUGGAUAGAGCUAGAAGUCCUACCUCUCAUUUGCAUGAGAAGACGAAUUUUUUGCAGUUAGCCGCUGCUUCGAACUCUCCGCUCUCAUACGCACAGCACGGAUCCAAUCCAGAGGACGGUUACGAUCUUAAUGCUGCAUUGAAAUUGGGCGCACUUGCAACUAUCAACUCUCGUGUUGCUCUUGAUUCUAAUAAAAAGGGCGCCGCUUUCCAGCAACAUCAAAUCCUGCAACUCCAGCAGCCCCACUCGCAUAAUCCAUUAGCAUUUGAGGAGUCGAUCAAUCGCCAAGGAAACUCCUCUUCGGUGCCUGCGCAACCGCAAAAGUAUUCUGUAGCAGCCAUGUCGGGCUCUAGUCAAGGUCCCUCUGCUGCGGUUCUUAAGAUGAAAAAGGAUGAUGGUAUGGGUAGAUCGAAACAGUCAACUCCCGUGGGGGGCGUGAGCUCGAAUUCUGCAAAUAGUCUGUCUUCGAUGCCUACAGAAAUCGCCACCCUUGAUUUGCUCAACAAUAUUCCUGCCUGGCUCAAGCUUCUUCGCCUCCAUAAGUAUACGGAUUGCUUGAAGGAUAUGUACUGGAAAGAUUUGGUGGAGUUGUCUGAUGAGGACUUAGAGAACAAGGGUGUGAAGGCCCUUGGGGCGAGAAGAAAAUUGCUCAAAGCUUUUGAUGCUGUGAAGCAAUCUAGGUUAUAG